CAACAACAACACCAACAGAUGAUGCCUGGGCAGCAGCAACAACAACAACCGAUGAUGCCUGGGCAACAGCCAAUGAGACCGCCGUAUAUGGCUAUGCCUAAUGGUUAUAUGCAUCCUCCUCCUCAUGGAUCUCUUCCUCCCGUGUCUUGAUUGAAUACGGUGAGAAAGCUCAGAAGGCUUCAUAUUGCAGUUGUUUAGAGACUUCUUCUGCAACUCCCUACUUUGGUAUGCACAUAUCCGUAACUUCCUCAGUUUUGUCAAUUUAUAUUUCAAAGUUGGAGAAUAUUUCAAAGACAUCGUAUAUUUAGUUAAGCCUUAAAAUUGCAAAAUCCAGCAGUACUCCAAUGCUAUAUAAUGGCUGGUGCUGUCAUGUCGAUUUAGUAGGGUUUUUGUGGUAGUUUAAGGAUUCUUUUCCUUCCUGGGUUCUUGAGUUUCCGGAGCAGAUCAUGAGGCCUGCUGAGUUCUUGGUGCCCUUGUUUGGCAAGGUAUAAUUAUCCCUUAACAUUGUUUUAUAUUUCCUUUCCCUUCCUAUCUGUCUGUUCGUUUUGUUUAUAUUUCAUAAUGUAUAUCGGGCAAUCAACAGUUGACAUAACAAUGGUUGAUGGGCUAAAUUACGGUCUUUUUUCAUCAAAUGUCUUGGGUUUAAUUGAGAUGGUGAAAAUUUCGUUAUACUCAUUAGCGAAACAUGUUAGUUGGUGCGUUGGCUAUUUUGGCAAGGCUACUAUUGUUGCAUCUGGAUAUAUUACGAGGUAAGCAUGCUUGGUGACUUGUUGAUUAUGAACCUUGUAUUAUUUUGUUGAUCCAUCAGGUCUGCUCAGCUGCUCAUAGUUGCCCUGCUAUGCUGCCAUGUCUCUUAUUUGUGAUGUGUGGUAACAACACUUUUAAAGAUUGUGAAGGUUUCUUUGCCCCUAUUUAUGAAGUGAUAUUUUUUGUUAUUUUAUAUGUUAAUUACAAACCUAUGCUGAUGUGUUUGCAUAGAUGUUUUUUACAUGAUUGUGCAGGAGUUGUUCGUUAUCCUUUUCCCCCAAUGGCUCGUCCUCCUUUCCUUCCUCGGCCUGGAGUUACAGUUGGCAUGGUUCCGCAAAUGCCAAGGCCUCCUUUUUUGGGACUUCGUCCUCCAAUGACUCUCCCAAUUGUUAGGCCCCCUGUUCCAGUUGUUAUGCCAGUAGAGAAACCACAAACUACUGUUUAUGUUGGCAAGAUAGCCUCUUCGGUGGAGAGUGAUUUUGUACGUUCACUCCUUGAGUUAUGCGGACCAAUAAAGAGUUGGAAGCGAGCUCAGGAUCCAUCGGAUGGAACACCAAGAAGAUUUGGUUUCUGUGAAUUUGAAUCUGCUGAAGGGGUUCUCCGAGCUCUACGACUGCUGAGUAAAUGCAAUGUUGACGGCGAAGAGCUGGUGCUGAAUGUUGAUCAAGCAACAAGAGAUUAUUUAGAACGUUAUGUGAAGAAGAAGAAAGACAACUUGAUUAAACCUAGUGAGACUGGAGCCGAGGAAGCCACGAAAGAGGGAGAAGGUGCACCUGGUGUUGAUAAGGUUGAAGGUAAUGGGAAGGAAGAACCUGCUAAAACUGUUGUUGAAGAGCCAAAGAAAGACGUGAAUGAGACUGAAAACAAGGAAAAUGAUACGGCCAGUUUUGGCCUUGUUACAGAUGAGGACCGUAGUGUUGACCGGGAGGCUUUGGAGAAACUCACAAGUAUGAUAGAAGAACGCAUAAGGACUAAGCCUCUACCUCCUCCUCCUCCACCACCAGCACCGAAGGUUGUUGAUGGCACAAACAACUUGAACUCCGAAGUGCCUUCUAAAUCCGGGGACAAAGACUCUGAUAUUGACAAUGUGAAAAAUGAAGAUAAAAUUGACGAUGAGACGACCAGUGAGACUAAACCUUCAAAUAGAGCUGGAACAGAGUCACCCGAUCGAAAUAGAAGGUAUGAUAAUCGGAGCCGUGACCGUGACCGGCGGGAAAAGGAGAGAGAGCUUGAUAGAUUGGAAAGAGAACGAGAACGCGAAAGAGCAAGGAGAGAGAGGGAGAGAGACUUAGAGAUUCAAAAGGCUGAACGGUUUUACAAGGAGCGAGUUAAGGAAUGGGAGACUAGAGAAAAGGAGAGAGAGUAUGAGCGGAAGCGUGAGAGGGAAAAGGAGAAAGAAAGGGAGCGUGAAAGGAGGAGGCUGAUUUCUGAGCAAGAGGAUGAAAGCGAUGAUGAUUCUAGGAAAAGGAGACGGAAGUCUGAAAUUGAGGAUAAGAGGAGACGACGACGGAGGGAAAAGGAAGAGGAUAUGGCAGACAGACUGAAAGAAGAGGAAGAAAUCAUGGAAGCCAAGAAAAGAGCAGAGGAGCAGCAGAGGCAACAAGAAAAACAGGCAUUGGAGCUUCCUUCUGUUCCAGUGGCUAAUGGAAAUGAGACACCUGCCUCACUCUCACCUGAAGUUACUGCCAGUGAGACUAAAGAUGAUAUGGAGCACGAUCAUGAUUCUGCUCCUGCUAUUGCUCCUCCUCUUGCCCAUGCCCCUGUUUCAGUUCCUGCUCUUGCUCAUGAUCCUGCAAGCCAUACUGGUGAUGUGUCUGUUGAAAAUGGUUUUACUGAUGAACCAAUGACAGCAUCUGGCUCAACACAAGAUAGCAAGCUUAUGGGCAAUGCCCCGGCCAAAAAGCUUGGAUUUGGGUUGGUGGGGUCAGGGAAAAGAACAGCUGUGCCGUCUGUUUUCCAUGAGGAAGAGGAUGAUGAUGCGCAAAAAGACAAGAAAAUGAGGCCUCUUGUCCCAAUUGACUACUCUACCGAAGAACUUCAAGCCGGACAUGCCAAUGAUGGAGAGGCACUUCCAAUCUCAGCUGAAUCUGGUAAGCGUGUUAAUCCUAGAGAAGCAAAGUCUGAUGAUAGGGAUAGAAGUCGACGUUCUCAUGAUAGGUCAAGUCAUCGGGACCGUGAACAUGAACGUGGUGAUGAGGCUCCUCGACCUCGGGAGAUUUUGGAUGCAAAACAAUUAAUUGAUAUGAUUCCAAAGACUAAAGAAGAUUUGUUCUCAUAUGAAAUUAAUUGGACAGUGUAUGAUGAGAAUCGGUUGCAUGAAAGAAUGAGACCCUGGAUUUCCAAGAAAAUUACAGAGUUUUUGGGAGAAGAAGAAACCACUUUGGUGGAGUUCAUAGUAGAUAGAUUCCGAGAACAUGUCAAGGCCGAGAAAAUGCUGGAUGUGCUUCAGCGAAUUUUGGACGAGGAAGCCGAAAUGUUUGUCCUCAAAAUGUGGAGGAUGCUCAUCUUCGAAAUUAAAAAGGUUGAGACAGGUUUGACUACAAGACCAGGAGCGUGAAGUAAGAUUUUGGAUCUUCGUGUUCUUGCUGUCAAUUCUUUUUUCGCCUUUGUAAUUUUACCAAAGUAAAAGGGAUGGUAGGUAAUUAUGAUAUUGCAGCUCCAUUUUUACUGUUGUUUUCCCUCUCUUGCAUUGUUUGACUUUUAAAUUAGUUAUGAAAUUCUAGUUUAAUUUUGCCUCCAGAGAUGUAUCAUGAAACUGUAUAUGCAAGAAAGAAAGUUUUCCUUGUGUUUACUUA
Messenger RNA from Spinacia oleracea (spinach), 3542 nucleotides. RefSeq names its product RNA-binding motif protein 25. The transcript has 7 exons. Gene Ontology annotation, molecular function: RNA binding. Lineage: Eukaryota; Viridiplantae; Streptophyta; Magnoliopsida; Caryophyllales; Amaranthaceae. The record is from RefSeq and is a predicted model, not a curated record. The coding region runs from base 839 to 3304 and encodes 821 amino acids.